Paramecium pentaurelia is the source of this 1820-nucleotide messenger RNA. The record is from the annotation of a GenBank genome assembly. Lineage: Eukaryota; Ciliophora; Oligohymenophorea; Peniculida; Parameciidae.
AUGAUUAUAAUUAUUUUAGUCAUUGUGUUCUAAGUUAUAGGAGAAGAGUUAUUAAAUUUGACAACUAAAACAUUCUCAAUUGAAAGUGAAGUGAGUGGAGUCAAAGAAGUUAUUCAAGGAUCACACUAAUUUAUUACAGACUUUGAAAAUGCUGAAUUUGCAAUCAAUAUAGAAUUGCAAGGAAAUAAUAGUUUUCCUUGGGAUAUAUGUUUUUCAAAAUAAGGUUCAGUUGAAUUUGGAGAAUAUGAAAAUCAUCAUACUGUAAUUUAUAAUGCUACACAUAAUCCUGAUGAAGAACAUGCAAAUGAUCCAUCAUAUUAUUUAAGUACACCAAUAUUGGUUAAUAUGGUAAUAACAAAAUAAGGUAUAUUGAUUGCAACAAGUGAUCAUACUUUAUUGAAUUAUAACAUUACAUAAGAUUCAUAAAGUAAAGUUGGAUUUAAUACAAAACUUUUAUAAGAAUAUGAUUAUGAUUCCUUAAGAAGUUAAGCAACUGAAGCUGAAGUACCAUAAAUUGUAUAUGUCUCUAUGUUUAAUUAUGUAUAUUUGAUAUAUAGAGAUUAAAUUUUAAAAGGUAAAGUAUAAACCAAUAUGACUUUGUAAAAUUGUUCAAUAGGUAGUGGAUUAGAAAAUGACAAUAAUUUUAUUGGAUAAAUAAAAGUUUUAAAUAAUUAUAUGUUUGUUCCAUUGGGUAGAGAUGGACUAGAUAUCUAUUAGAUUAAUAAAGAUGGUGAUUUAAGUCUUAAAUUAUCUAUGAAUUCAUUUGAUUUCUAUAACAAAGAUUUAACUAUUAGUUUAGUUGAUAUUGUAUUUAGUAAAUCCAGCACAUCUAAUGAUACUUAUGCUUUUAUUUUAGACAGUAUUCAUGGUGUUACAAAGUUUCUUGUUAGAACAAGUGAAUAAUUAAUUACAUUGAGUAGAGAUGAUAAAUUUGGCCUAGUUGAUAUUAAAUCAGGUUUAGCCAUUGCAGUAUAACCUGAUGAUUUUCUAUUGAUUCUUAAAGAAGUGUAAUUAUAAUUUAUAAUCUAUUUAGUGGAAUCAAUCAAUAAUUAGUAGAAAUAGGUUUCAAAGAUGAAGGUUGGUUUGAAGUCAAAACACAUUAUUUGACAGGAUAAUAUUUUGAUAUUAUCAUUUCUUCAGAAUUUGUACUUUUAAGAGGUAAAGAUGAACAUAGAAUUGUGAGAACUGGAGUUUAUGAAGAAUUUGAGCCAGAAUUUAAAUUUUAUACAUAAGAUGAUUAUUUUACAGAAAAAGCCAAUUCAUUUUAUGAAGAUUAUGUCUUUAUUCCAAAACUAUAAAAUGUAUAGUUUUAUGGAUCAAAUUUUUAAACUGAAGGAGAUGAAAAUUAAUGGUCAUUUAAAUAAGAAUAUCCAUUCUUAUUAGGUUUAACUUAACAUACAAUUGUGGAAUUACCAUAUAUUGUAAGAAAUCCUUCUGUUUAUUGUGAACCUAAGUCUGAGUAAGAUAUAGGUAAAAUUUACAAAUAUGACAUAUUAAUGAAUGCUACUUCUUGUCCUGAAAAAGAUAAGUAUUUAGAAGAAAAUCCAACUAUCCCAUAUCAAACUAUUUAAUGUUCAUAUAAGAAUUCAUUUUAAGUUAAAGUUGUAAUGGCUUAAGCAAAGAUAUACAACACUUAAGAAUUAAUUGGAGUUAUUAUUGGACUCGUAAUUCUCUUAGUUCUAUUAGCAUUCUUAUUGGCUUAUUUGUAUAGAAGAUUUAAAGUUAAAGAAGAAGGGUUAACUAGUCAAGUUUAAGGUUUUGAUAAUCAAAAGGGAUAUGAUUUAGAACCAAAUGAUGCUCCUGCUACUCAGGGAUUAUGA